GUUCACACAACGCUCACAGUCCGGUUCUGGCAACCAGAAUCGGCCAAUUCAUGGCGGGGUGACAACGCACACUGGCGGCUCCGUUCUGUUUGCUGCACAUGCGAAACGGAUGGCUGCGUCUCUUGGACGUGAGCCGAGCCCGAUGGAGCUGUUUGUGGAGACGCACGUGCGGAGUCAAGACCGCCAGAAGGGGGCGCAACAGUUCGUUGAUAACCGUGCUCAGCAUUUCGUGGAGACCUAUAAUAAUCGGUUGAGGGAGAGAUACGGGGACGAUACUUUGACCCAUCUGGAAUUCGAUCCGGAUUUGUGGAUGGAGGUUGGCUCGUCAGGUGGACCCGAUAAAAAUCGGGUUUACGGGCUCUCCAACACUACGGCCGACAACUUGCGGUCGACCCGUAGUGUUUCAACCGUUGGGAGCUCCCAAUCAAUAUCGAGCUUCCAAUCUAAGGAGUUCGUGGCUUUGCAGCAACUCACCGAGAAAUACGAUAACCUAAAAGCGAAGUACACACAACUCAAAGCGGAACAAAGAGCAGAGUCUGAGCAACUCAAAGCGUCUCAAGCACAACAAAAAGCGGAGUAUGAAGCGGCUCAUGAACAACAAAAAGCGGCUUAUGAACAGCUCCACGAAAUGAUUAUGAAAUUGUCAAAUAGCGGAACAUGUGCGCCUAAUCUUUUUUGGCCGUAUAACCACCAGCCUCCGCCAGGAUCUCCUCCUCCUCCUCCAGCUCCAUCAUCUUUAUAUUAAUUUGUA
This is a messenger RNA of Populus trichocarpa (black cottonwood), 751 nucleotides long. RefSeq lists its product as uncharacterized. NCBI's taxonomy places the organism in Eukaryota, Viridiplantae, Streptophyta, Magnoliopsida, Malpighiales, Salicaceae. The transcript has 3 exons. The record is from RefSeq and is a predicted model, not a curated record. The coding region runs from base 110 to 745 and encodes 211 amino acids.